AUGUGCAAAACAACACUCACGCACUUCAACUGUCUAUGCACAGCUCUCGUAGUACACUCCUGCGCCCUCAACUUUCCACUCGGUCGUAUGGUCUGUGGCCCGCCUAAUCUGAUCAAGAAAGAUAUAUAUGCCUAUUCGGACUGCGAUGAUUGUUUGCUCGGCGCCCCUAUAAGAGAGGAGAAACGAAUGAGACUAGCAAAGAAGGCAAAUGAGAGAUGGAUGGAGAUUGUGGAAGAUGUGCUGGGCGAUGGUGAUGAAAAUGGCGAGGGGGUGGAGGAAAUUAGAUUGGAAUGUGAGGAUGAGAGAGCUGGGGAUGAAGGAGAGGGUGAAGUCUUUGAUGGUGGUAAGGAUCGUGUCAGAGAUAUGGAAGAGGAAUGGGAAGUCUUGAUGAAUAGACAGAAAAGUAAGGAUGGGUACCAGGAAGAAAACGAAGAUGAAGACGCGCAGUUGUUAGCUGCUCAAGAAGCAAUCCAAUCUGAGCUCGAAACCCCAGAAGACGACCCCGAUACAGAUGACGAUUUGGCUGCUGCUGCGCAAUUACUAUCGGCGCUUAGACAAGAACUUGGAAAGGUUGAUGUGGUUUCGCAGGACGCAGAUAUUGACGAGAGUGAUGAGGGCCAGGAAGAGAGAGAUGAUAGAGAAUCUAAGGGGCAUGUACAGACGAUUUUGGAGAGUUUGGGGAAGCUGAGAGAUAGGAGUGAAAGAGUAGAGGUUGAUUCUAAGGAUGUGGAGCAGGAAGAUUGGGGAAUGUAA
Molecule: messenger RNA, 753 nt
Organism: Botrytis fragariae
Lineage: Eukaryota; Fungi; Ascomycota; Leotiomycetes; Helotiales; Sclerotiniaceae
Exons: 1
Coding region: 1-753 (250 amino acids)
Source: RefSeq, a predicted model, not a curated record